AUGGAAGUCUACGUAGACGAUAUGCUAGUCAAAAGUCGAACUGCCGGCGAUCAUCUUCGAAACCUCUCACUCAUGUUCGGCAAGCUAAAAAAAUACAACAUGCGCAUGAAGCCAAGCAAGUGCGCCUUCAGCGUCUCUUCCGACAAAUUCCUGGGCUUCAUGAUCAGCCAAAGGGGGAUUGAGGCCAACCCCGAGAAGAUCCGAGCACUCAUCGAUAUGCGAGUCACCGCCUUGGCCCGUUUCAUAUCAAAAGCCACCGAUCGGUGCGCCCCUUUCUUCAAAGCUCUCAAAGGGAGCAAACGGCAGGUCGAUUGGACUUUCGAAUGUGACCGAGCGUUCGAAGAUCUGAAAGUCUACAUGAGCAGAGCUCCUCUGCUGUCCACCCCUCUUCCCGGAGAAGACCUCAUCAUCUAUCUCUCGGUCUCAGCAUCGGCCCUGAGUUCCGUGCUCAUUCGUCGACCGAACGGCAUUGAGCUCCCCAUCUUUUAUAUGAGCCAUGCAUUAUAG
This is a messenger RNA of Prunus armeniaca (apricot), 507 nucleotides long. The record is from the annotation of a GenBank genome assembly. Lineage: Eukaryota; Viridiplantae; Streptophyta; Magnoliopsida; Rosales; Rosaceae.